This is a messenger RNA of Musa acuminata subsp. malaccensis (wild Malaysian banana), 1814 nucleotides long. RefSeq lists its product as uncharacterized. Gene Ontology annotation, molecular function: 3'-5'-RNA exonuclease activity; calcium ion binding. The record is from RefSeq and is a predicted model, not a curated record. NCBI's taxonomy places the organism in Eukaryota, Viridiplantae, Streptophyta, Magnoliopsida, Zingiberales, Musaceae.
CUCAUCUCGAUAUUACGCCAAAAGCGGAACACCUUUCCGUCACAUUCUCCACCCCAAUUUCCCUUCUUUUAUUCCGUUUUCUGUUCACCUUUCGUCUUCUUCGACGCUCUUCGCCUCUCGUUCCCGUUCCAAAAUGAGGAAGGAGCGAAAUGAUGAACCGGGCGUCGACAGGCUCAAACAGCGGCGGCAGAGGAUCAGGAAGAUCAGCGACAACAAGAAGAGGAUGCGGAUGGGGUGCGGCUCGAUGGUGGGCUCCGAGCGUUGCGUCUCCUGCACCACCUUCAACAUUCUCGCGCCCAUCUACAAACGGCUCAGCGAGGAGGAUCAGAGCUGCAGGGAGAGCCAGUACAGAGCGUAUUGGUUGAGCCGGAACGAGAGGAUCAUCGAGCGGCUCUUGGGCGAUCGUUCCUCCAUAAUCUGCCUCCAGGAGGUCUGGUUGGGGAAUGAUGAGCUCGUCGAUAUGUAUGAGAAGAGGUUAGGCGAAGCUGGUUAUGUCAGUUUCAAGCUCGCACGGACGAACAAUCGUGGCGAUGGACUCCUCACUGCUGUCCACAGAGACUAUUUUAAGAUAAUAAACCAUCGGGAAUUGCUCUUUAAUGACUUUGGAGAUCGUGUUGCUCAGCUGUUACAUGUUGAGUCAGUUGAUCCUUCUUGGCAAGAGCAAAAAAGCAGCAUUCAGCAGCAAGUCCUCAUUGUAAAUACCCAUUUAUUAUUUCCUCACGAUUCUAGCUUGUGUAUAGUUCGUUUGCAACAGGUGUAUAAGAUCCUUCAGUAUAUAGAGACAUAUCAGAAAGAGCACAAUCUUGAUCCUAUGCCUAUCAUACUCUGUGGCGAUUGGAAUGGAAGCAAACGAGGGCAUGUUUAUAAGUUCCUAAGGUCCCAAGGGUUUGUAUCAUCAUACGAUACUGCUCAUCAGUACAGUGAUUUUGAUGCUCACAAGUGGGUUAGCCAUCGCAAUCACCGUGGGAACAUCUGUGGAGUUGAUUUUAUAUGGCUUUUAAAUCCAAAUAAGUGCAGGAAACCCUUGAGAACUAGCUGGAAUGAAGCUGUAUUUGGCAUUAUUAAGUAUCUUCUUCGAACAGCUUCUCUUACAGAGAAUAAUGCGUUUGCAUUCCUUAAAGUGGACAGUCCUGGUGACUACAUUACCUACUCUGGUUUCUGUCAGGCACUUUGUCAGCUGGGUGUAGCUGGCCAUCCUCAUGGUCUUGGUCCUAAAGAUACAAAUGAUCUAUGGGUUCAAGUCGACAUUGAUGGAAAUGGUGUCGUGGACUAUGAAGAGUUUCAGCAGCGAAUUUGGAAUCAUAAAUGUUCAGAGCCACCCGAGGAGAAAAUAGCACCGGGAAUCGACGGAACACAGAUGAUGGGAGGGAGACAGCAGACCUUGGGUUUUAACGUGAAGGACGCUGUCCUCUUCCCACCAGAAGUCGAGCGAGGGAUGUGGCCAGAAAAUUAUUCUCUCUCCGAUCAUGCACCACUGACCGUUGUGUUUUCACCUGUAAGUGUUCCAUGUGGUCAACCAAUUUGCUAAUCCCUGAUCUGGGGAUUCAGAUUCAGGUGUUACCACUGCCUCUUCUCUGUGUAAAGCUCGCAGAGCUAUGAGUAGGGUAUUUGACGAUAUACACUUGUAACUACGAGAGAGAGAGAGAGAGAGAGAGAGAGAGAGAGAGAGAGAGGAUGAAAGUGAAGCAGUACAGAAUAGAUCACAAUGACAAAUGUCAACGGUUUUGCCAGUCUUCUGAGAGACGUCUUUCUGUCCCAUUUUCAAUGCGACAACAUGGCCUCUCUAAUGUGAAUAUUGUAUAAUUCUUUGCGUC